GCCAUCAACCACCACCUCUCUCCCUCUCCCUAAUUAAUAUCUUCACCCUUCACUAAUCACCUACCCUCAUAGUGACCCUUACUUAGCUAAUUGCCUAAUCACAAUUAGAAAAAGAAACAAAAAAAGCAAAAAAAAAAUCAUCAAAAAGCAGCCAAAAUACUCCUCCUCCAUGUAAGCUGUAUCCACCACGACGACGUCCACUCCUCUUCUUCCUCCUCUCCUCCUCUCUCUCUCUUCUUUCUCUCUCCUCGCGAGAUCUGUGGCGUCACUGACCUAGCUUGUUCUUGCUAGCUGCUGCUGCUGCUUCGGCGGUGGCGGUGUGUGUGGCAAUGCCGUCUCUCCGGCGAUUCUUGGAGUUGGUGGUGGUUGGGAUUGUUGUGUGUGGUGUCAAUGGCGGGAGUGAUGGUUUGGAGGUUGCGGUGGCGAGGAGGCAGCUGCACCAGCCGUUCUUCCCGGAUCAGUCGUCGUCGCCGCCGACGCCGGCGCCGCCCGGCCCCGCUCCGCCGUUCUUCCCGGCGCUGCCGGUGCCGCCGCCGCCGCCGGCGACGGCGGGGCAGGAGCAGCCGACGUACCCCGCCCUCGUGCUGCCCAACACCGGCGCCGGUGGCGCGGCGGCGACGGCCGCUCCGGAUGGAGGUGGUGGUGGUGGUGGUGGGGCGAGGAAGUCGAAGAGCAGCGCGUCGAAGCUUGUCCCGGCGAUUGUGCUGCCGCUGCUCACGGUGGCCGUGCUCGGGCUGUCCAUCGCGUUCUUCUUCACGCACCGGCGUGGGAAUGCGGCGCGCGGGGGAGGAGGAGGCGGCGGGUGCGUCGGUGGCGGGGACGCCAAGUUCUUGCACCCGGAGAGGGCGAGCCUCUUCGCGCGCGACGAGUUCGGCGGGAGCGGCGGCGCCGCCGCGCCGCCGGCCGCGGCGAUGGAUUACCGCUACGUGGGGAACGCCGGCAUCGGGCGGAUGGACGAGAAGAGCAGCGAGACGACGUCGUCGGGCGACGAGGCGUCCCGGAGCACCGGCGGAUCGCCGGAGCUCCGCCCGCUGCCGCCGCUGCUGGCGCGGCAAUGCGGGCCGAUGGGCGCGAGGAGCCCCGGCAGCGGCGUCGGCGGGUUCGCGUCGCCGUCGUCCGGCGACGAGGAAUUCUACUCGCCGCAAGGAUCAUCCAAGAUGUCGACCUCGCACAGAACGCUCGCCGCCGCGGUCGAAGCCGCUGUGGCCGCGCGCGACCGCUCCAAGAGCCCCUCGCCCGGCUCGAUCGUGAGCACGCCGUCGUACCCGUCCUCGCCCGGCGCGACGAUGUCCCCGGCGCCCGCCUCGCCGCCUCUCUUCUCCAGCCCCGGCCAGUCGGGCCGCCGCUCCGUCAAGUCAAGAUCCGAUAGCGUGCGCACCUUCGGCCAACCACCGGCGCCUCCACCACCACCUCCCUUCGCGCCGACGCUGCCACCGCCGCCUCCGCCUCGCCGGAAACCGCCGUCGCCAUCACCGCCCUCCUCCCCACUCAUCGAGAACACGUCGGCGCUCAGAUCCACCACCACCACCGACACCACCAUCCCAAGAAACCCAUUCGUACAACCACCACCCCCACCGACACACACCCACGGACCACCACCGCCGCCGCCGCCGCCGCCUCCGCCGCCGGUGGGCUACUGGGAGAGCCGCGUGCGGAAGCCUGGCACCGGAACGUCCAAAGAAACCCGGUCCCCGGCGCUGUCGCCGCCGCCGCAGGCCGCCAGCUUCAAGAGCGGUCUACCCACCGACGCGUUCCCCGGCCGCCUCGCGGACAAUGCGGACCACGCCGCCGCCGCCGCGGCCGGCGGCGGCGGCGACAAGUCGGAGGAGACGACGCCGCGGCCGAAGCUGAAGCCGCUGCACUGGGACAAGGUCCGGGCAAGCUCCGACCGCGUCAUGGUGUGGGAUCAGCUCAAAUCCAGCUCGUUCCAGGUGAAUGAGGAGAUGAUCGAGACAUUGUUCAUCUGCAAUCCGGCGAACUCGGCGCCACCGAAGGAGCCAGCAACGAGGAGGCCGGUGCUGCCGACGCCCAAGACGGACAACAAGGUGCUUGAUCCAAAGAAGUCGCAGAACAUCGCCAUCUUGCUGCGAGCUCUGAAUGUAUCCAAGGAGCAGGUCUGCGACGCGCUCUGCGAAGGUAACACAGAGAACUUUGGAGCAGAAUUGUUGGAGACCUUGCUAAAGAUGGCUCCUACCAAGGAAGAGGAGAUCAAAUUGAGAGAAUUCAAAGAGGAGACAUCUCCUAUUAAGCUUGGUCCUGCUGAGAAAUUCCUUAAGGCAGUCCUUGAUAUCCCAUUUGCUUUCAAAAGAGUAGACGCAAUGCUUUACAUUGCUAACUUUGAAUCAGAGGUUAAUUACCUGAAGAAGUCCUUUGAGACCCUUGAGACUGCUUGUGACGAGCUUAGAAACAGCAGGCUGUUUCUGAAGCUACUUGAAGCUGUCCUGAAGACUGGCAACAGGAUGAAUGUUGGAACAAAUCGCGGCGAUGCACACGCGUUCAAGCUUGAUACUCUACUCAAAUUGGUUGAUGUCAAAGGCACUGAUGGCAAGACUACACUUUUGCAUUUUGUCGUGCAGGAGAUUAUCCGAACGGAGGGCUCCCACCUCUCUGCUAGCAACCAAUCAACUCCACGAACUCAGGCAAACCCUUUACGGGACGAGCUCGAGUGCAAAAAGCUUGGCCUCCAGGUAGUGGCUGGCCUCGGAAACGAGCUCAGCAAUGUCAAGAAGGCAGCUGCCAUGGACUCCGACGUGCUAAGCAGCUAUGUCUCGAAACUUGCUGGAGGAAUAGAGAAGAUCACUGAGGUGUUGCGGUUGAAUGAAGAAGUCAAGUCCAGGGAAGAUGCAUGGAGGUUCCAUGAUUCAAUGCAGAAGUUCUUGAAGAGGGCUGAUGACGACAUCAUCAGGGUUCAGGCUCAGGAGAGCGUUGCGCUAUCACUUGUGAAGGAGAUCACCGAGUACUUCCAUGGUGACUCUGCGAAAGAGGAAGCUCACCCUUUCAGGAUCUUCAUGGUGGUCAGGGAUUUCCUCUCAGUUCUUGAUCAAGUCUGCAAGGAAGUUGGCAGGAUCAAUGACCGCACGAUCGCUAGCUCGGUGCGCCAUUUCCCAGUACCCGUCAACCCAAUGAUGCCACAGUUGUUCCCCAGGAUUCAUGCUUUGAGAGCUGGAAUCUCAGAUGAUGAAAGUUCAGCCACUUCAGCAUCAUCACCUUGAUCACCAGUAGUCUGCCAAUAGAAAUUUUUCGCAGAGUACUGUGGGAAACCUCCAUAGGGCAGAGGGAGACCAACGGCGACGGGGUGUCAAAUUUUUUUUUGAACCUUUUGUACCUGUAGAUUAUAGAAUGUAAGAAGUUUUUUUGCAAAUAUUUAUUUCUAUAUAUAAGAGGAGAUAAAAUCUAGAUCAGAGGAGGAAAUAAGCAGUUCAUGUGUUUGUCAUCUUCAGUCUGUACAUGACACGAGGUAGUGAAACAGCCUGUACAAUGUACUAACAAUUUCAAGUAUGGCCAGUCUGCAGAAUUCAAAGGUAAGCUGAACUCAGAUGUA
Messenger RNA from Oryza sativa Japonica Group (Japanese rice), 3541 nucleotides. RefSeq names its product formin-like protein 1. The record is from RefSeq and is a predicted model, not a curated record. NCBI's taxonomy places the organism in Eukaryota, Viridiplantae, Streptophyta, Magnoliopsida, Poales, Poaceae. Gene Ontology annotation, molecular function: actin filament binding. Gene Ontology annotation, biological process: actin nucleation; actin cytoskeleton organization.